This is a messenger RNA of Rhagoletis pomonella (apple maggot), 1542 nucleotides long. Its product is annotated as inactive ubiquitin carboxyl-terminal hydrolase MINDY-4B. Gene Ontology annotation, biological process: protein K48-linked deubiquitination. The transcript is spliced from 8 exons. The record is from RefSeq and is a predicted model, not a curated record. The coding region runs from base 1 to 1293 and encodes 430 amino acids. Gene Ontology annotation, molecular function: K48-linked deubiquitinase activity; cysteine-type deubiquitinase activity. Lineage: Eukaryota; Metazoa; Arthropoda; Insecta; Diptera; Tephritidae.
AUGAGCGCACGUUUUAUAACCGAAGGUGGAACGCCUAUAACGCCAGAACUUGCAACGGAACUCCGUCAGCUAGUGUUUGGCACUUCAUCGAUACCCAUGCGUGGUGAGUGGACACAAACGCCAUUCACAUUUGGAUCACCCAAAGAGGAGCUCUCCUAUGGACUACGUUCACCGCGCAAUGCCACACGUGGUCUGCUCUCCGUCGUACAGGGUUUUAUUUUGAAGUAUUUGCUCUUCGGUCGACGUGGUCGCACUAAUCAGGAUCCUUUAAUAUGCACUCCGGAUAUGCAAACAAAUGCGCUCAUAAAUGCGUUGGUCGAAAUUCUGCGACUGAUUUCUGAUAAAGGUAAAGUGACAAUGGUCUUGCCGUCACCGGAAGAUGAAGUUUUCGUUGAUCAUAGUGUGACAUUCUUCCAUGAUGGCGUGACUGAAAAGUUAUAUGUUUUCACGCUAUCCCCGCAUGAUGAGCUGGAAUUCUUUAUAAAGCGGCACUUGAAGUUGUUUACUGAAGAGGACUCACCUGGUACGUUGCUAUUUCUAUACAGCGCCGUAUUGACGCGUUCGAUGAGCAAAAUCCGCAACGAUCUUGAUUCAACAAGCAAAUCAGCGCCAUUGACAAUGACGAACAAUGAGGAGGGCUCCCUGAUGAUUGUAACCUUACUUUUGACUGGACGUGCCACGCCUUAUCUGCAUAAUGGUGUUGUAAAUGUAGGCGACGAGAAUACCUAUGCUAUACCACAAUAUGGAAUACUGAGUCGAUGUACAAUCGGUUUUUUACUCUGGGACAAUGAUAAUUCGCAGCCCUCCGUGGCGGCCUCCCGACAACCAGGUUCGCGCCUCAAAACACCCAACUACCCGAUUUGGAUUACCAGCUGUUGCGGUCACUUUGGUGUGCUUUUCAAUCGGAAUCCGGAACUUUUACGAAAUUAUCAUGCCGAGUCGCGGUUCGAUUUGAAUUAUUACAGCUGCUCUGGCCACAACAUUUUCAUGGCUAUCGAUAAUCGCGUGUACAAUGAGCAAGCCAUUGGCAUGUUGGAGCGGCAGGCGACCACAGAAAGUGCAGCAGCAGAGAGUGGUAGUACAGCAGCUGGCGUUGGGGGUGGUGGUGGCGGCGGUGUUGGUAGUGGUAAGAGCACUGCGAGUGGCGGUGACAGUGCCGAUUUGCUGGCACGUGAAGAAUUGACAACGAAUACGCCGUUACAACGUUUAAUUCACACCAAAUGGGAGGAGGCGCACAUACGUUUCAAUGUGCAGCCAUCCAUGCUGAGUUAUCUGUUUUGCACAACACCAUAAAAAGGAUGCGUGUGGUGUGUGAGUGUGUAUGUGUUUGCCGGAGCUUUGUAAGGCUGCGUAUGGAACACACGUGGCAGUUUGUAAAGUUCGUGAAAAAUGUUACAGUUAUGUCGAUUUCAUAAAUCGUUUGGAAUGCAGUGAAGUGUGCGACAGUGCAGCUGUGCUUUUCAGCUUGUUUUUUUUCCACCGCGCUUAAAUCACAGUUGUGAGUCACAAAAAUACCCACGACUCUCUUUCUUCUGCUACUGA